Messenger RNA from Striga hermonthica, 336 nucleotides. Lineage: Eukaryota; Viridiplantae; Streptophyta; Magnoliopsida; Lamiales; Orobanchaceae. The record is from the annotation of a GenBank genome assembly.
UUGACAAAUCAAUAUUCGAGCGCGGUGGCUCAGGAGAAGACGUAUUUGACGCUGAUGGCAAUGAGGCAAGGCGAGAAGGAAUCACUACGUAAAUAUAUCGCUCGAUACAAUCAGGCUUGCUUGGAAAUUCCGUCGGCGGUCGAUGAGGUCAAGGCGGGAGGAUUAAUUAGGAGUUUGCGGGCAGGACCAUGCCGGAAUUCUCUGGCUAAGACUCCUGCUCAUACGUAUGAUGAGGUAUUGAGAAGGUGUAGGAAAUACAUUAAUCUCGAGGAGACCGAGGCAGAGUUUGCCAAGCUGGAGGAGUUAGGCCGAGGGGAGUCGAGGAAGGAGAAAUCA